This is a messenger RNA of Arxiozyma heterogenica, 1830 nucleotides long. RefSeq names its product Rsc9p (gene RSC9). The transcript has a single exon. The record is from RefSeq and is a predicted model, not a curated record. Bases 1 to 1830 code for a protein of 609 amino acids. Gene Ontology annotation, molecular function: DNA binding. Lineage: Eukaryota; Fungi; Ascomycota; Saccharomycetes; Saccharomycetales; Saccharomycetaceae. Gene Ontology annotation, biological process: regulation of DNA-templated transcription. Gene Ontology annotation, cellular component: RSC-type complex.
AUGGAACACAAAAUUAUAAUGUCAACCAUAAAUUCAUCCGGUCAAACUAUUAAGAGUGUGACUAAGACAUCAACAAAUGUAUCCAACAACACCACAGACAAAAUAGAUAAUAAACUGGACAAUAAAACAGAUAACGAAAUAGAGCCUACUGUACCGGAUAAUUCAUUCCAAUUCAUCGAACCAAUACCUAUAAAAGUAUCCACUACGACCCCUAUAAACAACUAUGACCAAUAUAAGACCAGUGUCCAGUAUUCCUUAGCCAAUCUAAGCAUCUUUCAAAAUAUCCCAAGGGAAACUUUGCGUGGUUGCGACGAUUUGACAAGAAUGGAAAGAUCCUUGAAUUCAAACCUCCUAAAUGAAAUGAAAUGGGCAUUGAAGAAAUACUUGACCUACAGCAAUAAGGCCCCCUACAUGAUCUCUUUGAAGACCUUGCCUCAUCUCGUCAACUAUUUCAAAAGAUUCAUCAUCAACUUGGUCCCCAUCAUCAACAACUUCACUGAAAAACUCCACACUUCAACAAACAACCUCGACGCAGAUCACUUACAAAUGGGAAUCACCAGUCUUUUAAUCUUGAGAAAUCUGUCCCAAGAUAUCGAAUCGGUUCAAGUCCUGAUCAAAGACUCCGAUUUGAAACAGUUUCUUCUCUUCGUCUUAAUAACUUAUAACAAAAGCGAAAAUAACAAAAAUAAUAGUUCUGACCAAUACAUGUAUCAUACAAACAUAAAAUAUUUUAAUGAAAUCUUACAUUAUUCAAUGGAUCUGAUAGAAGCGAUAUCCACCUAUAUUGCUCCUGCCAGCAAAAAUGAUCCGUUGUUUGAAAAUUUGGUUCUGAUCCUGAAUAAAACUAAGGAUAGGGCUCUGAUCAUCUCUAUCCUUAGAUCUCUUUCAAGGUUGUUGGUUCGUUCGAAGGAGGAUGAAGAAAGUGCAGCAGAUAAUUUGGAUGACAAUACUUUGACUCUAAUAGUAAACAAUCUGUUGAUCUCCUUGGACGCAGAAUUGGUCAUUACUUCAUUUGAUUUCCUUUAUCAGUUCUGUUUACCUGGAAACAAAAGAAUCCAAUCUUUAUUAAACAACAAGAAAAGAUUUAAAAUCUUACAAAGUGUCUUACCUGAAUACCUGACGUAUAAUGUUAAAUUACCAAACUAUCAACAGAUCGACACCACAGAGGUCAAAUUGAUUAAAAGAUUAAGACCGCCUCCACCAAAGAAGCCUCCAACUUUACCUAAGGAUCUGUUCCAGGAGUUAUUGAAAUUUGACGAACAGAAACGGUCUGCAACAUGGUUGAGAUGCUGUUUUGAACCAGUGAUGACUGCUGAAUAUACACAGAUCCAAUUAUGGAAAUCCUAUGAGACAACAUUCUCGGAGCCUGUUCGUAAGCAAGGGGGUAAGAUUGGUCCAGCUGUAGAAUUUAUCAAGAAUGUAUCUAAUGCAUUCCCUGAUGCUGCAGCGAUGGUCAUUGUGGACCCAACCACUGAGACUAAACGCUUUGUUAUUAAAGGUAUCCAACCAAGGCAUAAAGCGUUAUCCAUAGAAGAAGGCUAUAAAUUAUCGAAAUGGACAAAGACAGAUGUUGAAUCUAAAUUUAUCAAAGAAUCUAAAGCUAUUGAGAAACCAAAACAAGCUAAUUUGCCGAAAUUAAGUUUUCACACUCAAUUAUCUGAUGUAACUAAGGUUACUUGUACAUUUUUAUGCCUGAUAUCCAAUGAUUCAAAGGGCAAAGGCUUAGAAUUGUGCCAAGUUAUUAAACCCUUAGUUAUGCAUAAACUAGCAAGUGUUCCAGCUUUGAAUACCGAAUUAGCAGAAUAUAUAGAUAACACACCACAGAUAUAA